Messenger RNA from Vanessa tameamea, 1375 nucleotides. RefSeq names its product reticulon-4-interacting protein 1, mitochondrial. The transcript is spliced from 7 exons. Lineage: Eukaryota; Metazoa; Arthropoda; Insecta; Lepidoptera; Nymphalidae. Gene Ontology annotation, molecular function: oxidoreductase activity. The record is from RefSeq and is a predicted model, not a curated record. Gene Ontology annotation, cellular component: mitochondrion. The coding region runs from base 119 to 1279 and encodes 386 amino acids.
CUUAAAUGUCGAAAUUUGGCAAUUCACAAUCUCAAUCGUAGAGUAUUUUUAUUUUAGUUAAUUACUAAAAUAAAUCAGAUUUAAAUUUAAUUUAGUGGUAAAUAAUACAGUAGAGGAAAUGUCUGGGUGGACCCGCGGGCUUAACGCCGGCCGCAUGCAAGCCUGGCGCGUGCACGCCUAUGGCCCCGGCGAGUUACGGUUGGAACAGGCGCGUGUGCCGACGCUGCGUGCGCCCGACGACGUGCUCGUACGCGUGCGAGCCACUUCGCUCAAUCCUCUCGACCUCGGCAUGAUUGGAGGUUACGGUGCUCGCGUUUUGAAUACUCUACGAAAACUGGAGGGAGCCGACGUUGAGUUUCCUCUCGUGGUGGGACGUGACUUCGUGGGAGAAGUGGAACUCGCCGGUGCAGAGACGCGUCUCCGUCCAGGCGAACGCGUGUGGGGAGUGGUACCGCCGCACUGGCAAGGGGCCCAUGCCCAGUACGUGCUCGUCAAGAACCGUUGGAUAGGUCCGGCGCCGCGCACCCUGAGCGACUCGCAGGCCGGCGGCGCGCUGUACGCGGCGCUGACGGCGUGCGCGGCCCUGCGCGCGGCGGGGCUGCCGCCCGCCCGCCGCCCGGCGCGCCGCUCCACGCGCGUGUUGCUGCUCGGCCUCGGUGGCGUCGGACACGCUGCGCUGCAGCUGCUCGUCUGCGGCGGCGCGCAGGUCGUCGUAGGAUGUUCCGACGAUCUCCGCGCGAGAGCCACGGAGCUCGGCGCGGUGGCCGCGUUGGACAGAAAUUCACCGGAUUAUGAUCGUCUGCUGGAGGAGUCCGGCCCGUACGAGGCGAUCCUGGACUGCGCGGGCGCGGGCGGCGCGGAGGCGGGCGCGCGGCGCUGGCGGUUCUCGCGCUACGUCACGCUGAGCUCGCCGCUGCUGCGCGAGACGGACGCGCACGGCGUGCUGGAGGGCUCGCUGCGGGCGGCGGGCUCGCUGGCGAACCAGUGCGCCGGCGCGGCGCGGGCCGGCCCGGCGCCGACCGGCCCGUGUCCGCCGCACGUGCGAUGGGCCUACUUCAUGCCCUCCACCGAACACAUCGAGAUGCUUAGGCGGCUGGCGGAAAGGGGGAAGUUUUCAGUGCAGGUGGAGCGCACGUACCCGUGGUGGGAGGGGGGCGCGGCCUACGAGCGCGCGGGGGGGGCGCACGCGCGCGGCAAGAUACUCUUGGACUUCGCCGUCGCGCCGACACACUCGCCGACACACUCGCCGACACACUCGCCGGACGGACGUGAUAUGUGACACGAACUGACUCCCACACGAUGUGAUUUAAUUAAUUAGAAUAUUUGUAUUUGUACAAUGUAUCCAAUGUAACGAGUGAGAUCCGAGUGACAUGGC